Messenger RNA from Lepus europaeus (European hare), 876 nucleotides. It is a transcript of the gene RGR, whose product is annotated as retinal G protein coupled receptor. The record is from RefSeq and is a predicted model, not a curated record. The coding region runs from base 1 to 876 and encodes 291 amino acids. Gene Ontology annotation, cellular component: membrane. Gene Ontology annotation, molecular function: G protein-coupled receptor activity. Gene Ontology annotation, biological process: phototransduction; visual perception; G protein-coupled receptor signaling pathway. Lineage: Eukaryota; Metazoa; Chordata; Mammalia; Lagomorpha; Leporidae. The transcript has 7 exons.
AUGGCAGAGCCUGGGACCCUACCCCCUGGCUUUGAGGAGCUCGAGGUGCUGGCUGUGGGGACAGUGCUGCUGGUGGAAGCACUCUCCGGCCUCAGCCUGAAUGGCCUCACCAUCUUCUCUUUCUGCAAGACCCCGGAGCUGUGGACACCCAGCCACCUGCUGGUGCUGAGCUUGGCUGUGGCAGACAGUGGGAUCAGCCUGAAUGCCCUCAUUGCAGCCGUAUCCAGCCUCCUCCGGCGCUGGCCCUACGGCUCGGACGGCUGCCAGGCUCACGGCUUCCAGGGCUUUGCUACGGCGCUGGCCAGCAUCUGCGGCAGCGCAGCCAUCGCCUGGGGACGCUACCACCACUACUGCACGCGCAGCCAGCUGGCGUGGAACACAGCCGUGCUGCUGGUGCUCUUUGUGUGGCUGUCUUCGGUCUUCUGGGCAGCCCUCCCCCUCCUGGGCUGGGGCCACUAUGACUAUGAGCCGCUGGGGACGUGCUGCACCCUGGACUACUCGAGAGGGGACAGAAACUUCAUCAGCUUUCUCAUCACCAUGGCCUUUUUCAACUUCCUCAUGCCCCUCUUCAUCACCCUGACAUCCUACAGCCUCAUGGAGCAGAAACUCGCCAAGAGUGGUCGUCUGCAGGUGAACACCACUCUGCCAGGCAGGACACUGCUGUUCUGCUGGGGCCCCUAUGCCGUCUUGUAUCUGUGUGCAGCCGUGGCGGACAUGAGCUCCAUCUCCCCCAAACUGCAGAUGGUGCCUGCCCUCAUCGCCAAAACUGUGCCCACAGUCAAUGCUGUCAACUAUGCCCUGGGCAGCGAGGUGAUCCGUAGGGGCAUCUGGCAGUGUCUCCUGCCAGAGAGGAGUGUGCGGGGCAGGGCCCAGUGA